UUUGACUGAGGGAGUGUGAGAAUGAAGAAGAGAGGGGAUAAAAGAGAAUAAGAUUUGAAAUAACAUCAACAGCUGCAACAAGUAGAAUUGGAGCUCAAUAAAAGCAACUGGAAUCUCAUACAGGGUUUCUUCUGGAGUUUGAAGCCGGCCUUUGGGGUACGCCGGCUCCUGUCGGAAUGGACGAGCUACUUUAAUGGAUGGUUCAGGGAUACCCUAAACAUGUUGCUGACGGGCAUGCCAUGGCUCCAGCUCAAGAUUGCACAGUCUAUGGCCUUGGCUGGUCUCCUGCUGCUGUUCUCUUUGCUCCAAGCAGCCACCACCUCAUGUCCUAGAAGCUGCCAGUGUUUUGACAACAAUGGCAAGUUUGUACGCUGCACUGGCAAGAACCUGAAAGAAAUACCCAAAGACCUCCCUGCUGAUACUGUGUUCUUACAUCUCAACUCCAACAGGAUAACCAAAAUACCCAACAAUGCCUUCAAGGACUUAAACCUACUCAAGGAGCUGGAUUUAUCCAAAAAUGCCAUUGAGUCAAUAGAUAUUGGAGCAUUUAAAGGAAUCCCCAAGAGCCUCAAGAUGCUUGACCUCUCAAGCAAUCAGAUUCAGAGUGUACCAAAGGAGGUCUUUGGUAAAAUUAAAGCAAAGGUCCGUCUGUCCAACAACCCAUGGCGAUGUGAAUGUACGCUGCAGCAAGUCAUCAAGGAUUUGACCCUUGAUCCAGAGACGGUCAACGACUUCAUCUGCCAGUCCUCCGUGCAGGAGGAGUACACGGGAAAGCCACUUGCCCAGAUCCUCGAUUCAGGUAUCAACUUCUGCAACAUUCACCAGAAGACGACUGACAUCGCCAUGUUCAUCACCAUGUUCGGCUGGUUCACCAUGGUCAUCUCCUACAUUGUGUACUACGUGCGCCAGAAUCAGGAAGAUGCCAGGCGCCACCUUGAGUACCUGAAGUCCCUUCCCAGCACACAGAUCACCAAGGAGUUUGACACAAUCAGUACUGUACUAUGAGGUGGAUUACCCUCCGUAGUGUGACACCUAUCCAACCUUAAUAUUGGAUGAGUCAGUAAGAUUCCUGGCUCAACCACAAGUGCCUCAUUUGCUAAUUAGAGAUUGUACGCUCUUUGACUUUUUUUUAAUAAUU
Pristis pectinata (smalltooth sawfish) is the source of this 1138-nucleotide messenger RNA. RefSeq names its product leucine rich repeat containing 3 (gene lrrc3). Gene Ontology annotation, cellular component: plasma membrane. The coding region runs from base 220 to 1005 and encodes 261 amino acids. Lineage: Eukaryota; Metazoa; Chordata; Chondrichthyes; Rhinopristiformes; Pristidae. The record is from RefSeq and is a predicted model, not a curated record. The transcript is spliced from 2 exons. Gene Ontology annotation, molecular function: protein binding.